AUGCCGCAGGACGGGGAGCACAGCCUAGACUUCAAACAAACGUUUUGCACGUGCUCUUUGCGAUGCAAGCUCGGUGGAGUUGAUGGAAGGUGGAUACCAGACAGAACUUACAGGGACCACAAGCAUAAGCAAAGGCUGCUAGACGGUCUUGUGCAGGGCCUUCAAGGCCUGGAAGAUGAGCAGUCGCCAGAUGAGUCCGCUUUUGAGAGAUUGAACAUUCAGGACGAGAAUCUGGAGGAGGCUCCUGAUCUUCAAUCAGAGCCGUUGCAAACUGGAUCUCAGUCUGAUCAGCAAGAUGCAGAGCAAACCAGUGGAGUUUCUGGUUUCUUGCCCGAGGAAAUCCAGCUUAUCAAGCUCAUACUGGAGCUGUUCAACUUGAGCAGUGAGGCGUCUUUAAGCAACGCAACAGUGUCCAAGCUGCUCAGCUGGGCUUUUGCGGACAAUGGUUCAUUAGCUGCGCUUCUGCACAACGAUUGGAAGCAGGUCUCUAAGAAUUUUGGAAUCCCCACAAGCUAUGAUCAGCUUGCCUCCUUCCUCCAUCGCCUUGGCACAAGUAAGCUCGGUGCUCCUCAACGCUGGCGGUAUCACACAGACCCCAAUGGCUCAUGGCACCUCUUCAGCCCUAGUGCCGCAGACGACGGGGUUCCCUGCCCAUACUGCCCCGAUGCCCCUCAGCGUCCGCUUUGGCGCGACUGUAACUUCCACACCGAGCAGUGCAAAGAUUGCGACCUGCGGCGAAGGGAUUGCAAAGAGAUGCUCCUCAUCAGCCAGCAAUCUUUUCUCAAGGCGCAGUGCAGCACGAUUCAGGGGUGCGAGACACUGUUGGCCGCUGUCAGGGAUCACGAGUCCUGGAUGGGCAAAGACCCGGAGCAAGUGCACGAGCCUCAGAGUGAGAUCUGGCAUGGGAAGGCCUUCCGUGAGAAGUCUUCCUUCCUCGACCCUUCCAAGUCCUACAUGCUGCCACUUAGCUGUCCGACUUGCAACGAGAGGGAAAAUGUCUACUGUUCCAAGGCUUUUGAUCCGCCAUUCUUUGCACAGGCUGAUAGUAGCAUGUGGUCCGAAACUAGCCAGAAAUUCGUGACGGUUUGCCCGCAGUGUAGCGGUAGGAUUGAAGCAACGCGAGAGGACUUGCUGCGGCAAGGGAGUGUCUACAACGUCCUUCUAGGUUUGCACGAAGAUGGAUUCCAGGCUUCGAGAACAACGGAGCGAAACGCAGCCGUUCUCGACAUCUUUCCUCUCACAGCAUCCUCGCGUGACCGUGCUUCAAAAAGCAAACAAUUGCUUUGGCCUAUGGGCUUUCCUCCCGCCGAGGACAUCCCGAAUGGACCCGAUGGUCUUGACUUCUUUCUACUCGCUGUCACUUUAGACUUCUUGGAUUCGUUUUUGGAGGGAUUCGAGGCCCCUUUCGCUCUUCCUUCGGAGAAAGUCUUUCCAGGUCUGCCGAAAUCCGCAGCCUACCAACCGGUUCGGAUUCAUACGCAGCUCCUUUGUACCAUGGCGGACCAGCCAGCUCAAUCGGAUCUUGCGAAGACCAAGCGCAGCGGCUACCACGUUUCCCGUAAGUGCCGCGAGCGUGGCGAGCUGAACGAAAAGAAGAUGGUUGUAUACGGGAGCGCUCGACUGAGGGGACGGGCCGGUUGCGCAGUCAAGAGCGCCGCUGAAUACGAAAAGGCAAGCCGGCGCCACCUGGAGGCGGACUCGGAGAGUGCCGCCGAGCGCAAGGCGAUCGGAGAAGAGACUGGCGUCCUUGGUUUCCCAAUGCUGCAGAUUCUGUACAGCGCCUACCGCUUCAACAGCGUUACCGACUCCCCCAAUGAUUGGACGCACACAGGCCCCUUGAACCAAGUCAAAGGAACCCUUGCAGAUCUUUUGAUCCCGGAAAAGGGGGAGUCUCCCAACAGGGGAAAGCCAGCCAGCCAGCGCGAUCCUGCGGCGGGUCCAACCAUGACGGUUGCUGACGUCGCCCAGGGGUACAACCGGAUUCGCUUCACCCGCCAGCUGUCAGCCGGUCGGAAGCCCCCAGAUCCAAGCGAAAAGUCCUGGGGUUCUUUGAAAGCGGAGGAUCUGCAAAAGCUGGCGGAGCACGCGCUCGAGAGCAUGACCGCGGGGUUCGUCGGACUGUCUCAGUUCGCGAUCCUUUCCCUGGUGGCUCGCAUCCAGCAGCUCGUUUUCCGGACCGAAGCAUGGGGUCGGGAGGAGCGGUCCAUGCUUGCGCGCAUGUGUCUUGCAAAGCAGAUCCGAUGCGACGACCUGUACGGCGCGCGUGGCCGGCCUCUCGAGCACGAGGCUGCCUUCCACGUCCUGCAGGAUCUUCUCCGCUUUGGCCCGGUGAGGAACUACUGGACUGAACGAAACGAAAGGUACAUCAAACGGCUUACCCGGAUCCCAAACAAUGGCAAGGAAUAUGAAGCCACGUUUGCGAGACGGGAGUACCUCAGUCUAGUUGCCUCCCAUUUUGAAGUCCUGCUCUUUGAAAACAAUCUUAGAAAGACCGGCGAGACGUACUCAAGUCUUGCUUGGAAAGCGCUCGACGGUCAUUUCGAGGGUGGUUGUGUUUUCGUCAACUCGCAAGUCCAGGCAAAGCGCAUCUUCGAGGACCUGCCCCUCCUUACGAGCUCCAGCCAGGGGCCUUGGCAGAAUGAGGUCCUGCUUGCGAUCAAAGGCGGGGGAGUCCUGAUAGGCCCGCACCCCCGCAACUGGCGGCCCCGUUCUUUUCGGGCCUUGAGCUCUUUCGCGUUUCUUGGAGUUAGAAAGUUGCUCUUGAAGGGGACGCGAAAUGGAGCGGGCUCUCAGAGUUCCCUUAGAAACCAAGCGGUGCAACAAAAGAGCAUCACGUUGAACGGUGUCAACUUCGCCCUAGGAGACUACGUUGUCCUGCGAGAUGGUUCCGACGAGCAGUUUGGACGACUUGAGAAAAUCGUCGUCGUUCCAGGAAUGGAUCAGAAGUGGCACGCUUUCAUCCAGUGCGCCUACUUCAAGAUUCUGUUUGAAAACUCGCAGAGAAUCCUAGGUGCCCCGUUCCACAACAUGGUCAUGCUCGGUGACCUUCAAAGCCCUAGAAACAGCUCUUGCAUCAAGUUUGCUCGAGACCUCGUGCGGCACUUUAUCCCGUACCCUGUCCGGGACGGUCUUCCUGGUUCUGCUCCCCGCUUCCACGCAAUCCAAACGGACCGGAAAGAGCAACAGUUCCGGGCCGCUGACGUGUACAUUCCGGUCUACCCUCAGGAGGGUGACGUCGUUCGAGUCCCCGUGCGCGCGGACAGCGCCUCAUUCGUGGACAAAGUAAGCACGCGGCCGUGCGGACGGAGACCGGUCGAAGGGGUUGCCUUUUGCAAGACGGUGCGGCAAGGGCAGCGAGUCGACUUUGGGCUGGUGACACGUGUCGACACCCGCGCCAAGCAAGCGACCGUACACUGGCUCCGACCGUACGGCCAACCAGCGGAGCUACUCCCGGGCACACCUACGACAUGGGAGCUGUGGCCGACAAGGGGGCGGGGCUCCUUCGCGGUCCAUAACGUCAGCUGGGACGACAUGCUGGACGUGGUGGAGGGAGUGGAGCGGAGCGACGACGACGGGCGGCUGCAGUUCCACCGCAUCCGGGGCCCCACGAAACGAAGUAACGGAACGGUCUUGGCGGAAGAAGAGGGGAACAAAUCGGGCGGAAAGGCGCUGGUUCGUCUAGUGGCGGAACGGCGGAACGGCGGAACCGGAACCAAGUUCGCGAGCGUAAUGGUCCCGAGGAAACGGGAUCUUUUCGAUAAAGAGGAAAGGGGCGCAGCGGAGGCGGAAUCUGGACACGUGGCAGCAUCCAAGGGGCGGGAACUUGUGCUCAAGGAAGAGCUCCGGCUGCUGGAUCUGAGGCUUGGUCGGAGGCGCGGAAGACGCUGCCGCAGCGCGCGCGCGCGACCGGAAGCGCGAGACAUGGGGGGGGCGCGUGCUACGACCGCGAGGAGGCUGCGUUUGCGCCGCGGCAGCAGCGAGAUAGACGCGCGUGCCCGGCUGCAAAGAGGGGAUGUGCGCGCGCGCGAGACAUGGGCGAACGUGGAUGCACGACGGGAAGCGGAGACGGGCGUCUGGAACGCCUCAAGCGGACGUCAUUGGCCGGACGAUGACGUGCACGGCGGGCACGUAGGAGAUGCGCCGCAGAGGAAGGUUGCGCUAGCCGGCGGCCGAGGCGGCGGGCCCCCUGGCGAAGACGGAGCUGGCGGUCAGGACCAAGUGAUGAUCAGAUCAACCAACAAUGCCACGGUUACAAGGUUCAGGUUUUGCUGCGGCGGAAAAUGCACAACCGCCGGGCGUGUCGGCGCCUUCCGGCUGCGGCUGACUGAGCGUCGAAGAGCGGCGAAACUUAAUGCGACGGCCGCGCGAAGACGCGCGUGCGCUGGACAGCAACGAGAUGGGCGCGCGUGCGCCGGGCUGCAAAGAGAGGGUGCGCGCGCGCAAAAGGCGGAGCGGGAUUCACGGCCGUAA
This is a messenger RNA of Klebsormidium nitens, 4470 nucleotides long. Lineage: Eukaryota; Viridiplantae; Streptophyta; Klebsormidiophyceae; Klebsormidiales; Klebsormidiaceae. The record is from the annotation of a GenBank genome assembly.